UGUAACACAACUUGUUUAUAGGACACAAUUCUGACUAUUGUAUAGAUCCAUAGUCACAUGACUCCUCCAGCUGUCCCUGCGGUGAUCCUGAGCAGUCAUCUCCAGCACUCAGAGGCACCGGGAGCUUUGUGGUGACAACUUGUUUCCUAGAUGCGAAUAGUUUUGUUUCUUCCUCUUUAAGUGGCUGCAGGGCGAGGCCCCUCCUGUGUAUAUUACAAGACCGGAAUCACAGCCGAGGAGACGCUGCCGAGGAAAGUGACACUACACGCUGCCCCCUGGGGUAAGUGACACUACACGCGGCCCCCUGGGGAUGGCAGAGGCUCGGGGGAACCUGGACGGCUCCAGCAGACAUGGCCGCCCCUGCUUUACCUUCGGGGUGAUAGCAGAUAUCCAGUAUGCAGAUAAAGCUGACGGCCCCAGCUGCUGGAAGACCAUGAGAUAUUACAGCCAAAGCUGCCUCCAUCUCCAGGACGCAAUCAAGAGGUGGAAUGCAGAGGACAUUGCGCCUAAGUUUGUAUUACAACUUGGAGACAUCAUCGAUUGCUUCAACAAGAGAGCCGGGAUGUCAGAAGCUUCACUCCAGAAGAUCCUUACCAUGAUGAUGGCCGCUAAGAUGCCUUUCCACCAUGUCUGGGGCAACCAUGAAUUUUAUAACUUCUCUCGGGAUUACUUAAUGGCCUCAAAGCUUAAUACAUCUUGUCUGGAGGACACAAGAAUAGACAGUCCUGACCAAAGUCCUGAGGGAACCUCAGAAGGAGAUUAUUAUGCCUAUCACUUCAGUCCCUACACUAAGUUCAGGUUCAUCGUGGUAGACACCUAUGACCUAAGUACUAUUGGCCGAGAGCUGAAUAGCGAUGGACUCCGGAAAUCUUUAGCUUUCUUGGAUAACAACCAAUCUAACUGCAAUGGCUUCCACCUCCUGGAAUUUAACGGUGGCAUGGGCAAGGAGCAACUGGCAUGGCUGAAUGAUGUCCUCACAUAUUCCGACAAGAAGGGAGAGAGGGUGAUCAUUGCCGGUCACAUCCCGGUCCACCCAAAAGCAAUACACAGCCUCUGCCUGGCCUGGAAUUAUGAUGAGAUCCUGAGGACCAUUCAGUCCCACCAGAGCGUUGUGUGUUACUUCGCUGGACAUGACCACAAUGGCGGAUACCACCUGGACUCCCAUGGAAUACACCAUAUCACUAUGGAGGGGGUCAUUGAGUCACCCUCCGGCUCCAAUGCCUUUGGGACAGUCUAUGUGUAUGAAGAUGGGUUCAUUCUACGUGGGAGAGGGAGAGUGCGGGAUCGGUAUUUACCGUACCGUAUGGCGCACAAGGCCAACAGCAGUAGUUGUACAUCUUCUGGAGCUUCCUUGGGGCAAGAUAAUACAUUAAUAUGAUAUAGAUUAUUAUGACAGGAUAGAUGGGAUAUUUAAUGGGAAAUUCUUCAUGUGGCUCAAUAUAUAUGAAAUCAAUAUAUUCUCCUGUGUCCCCUCCAUGUGUACGAGAUGAUGGGACAGACAGUCACCAAAGAUUGGAGACCAGAGGAUUGAGGCGAUGGAAGGACCCAGAUUAUUAUAAUUCUAUGUACAGACGCUGCUACUCACACUCCGCAUCACAGGCAAAUAGGACGGCAACCUCCGUGUAUAUUAGAAAUAAAUGGGCACCGCGUCUCGGGAUGAUUCACACAAGCUUGUCUGGUCCUUAAAGGUAAUCUAUCAGCAGGUUAGGGCUUUUUAGCCUUAUGGUCUAAUAGGGCACCUUACAGUGAUGUAAUAUGCAAAUGAGGGGGGCUUAUAUUAUCCCUAGGUGUAACUACUCACGCCCCCCUCUUAUAACACCUACUUAUGAAUAUUCAUCCUCUGCAGUGACGGUUCAAUAUUCAUAAGAAGGCGUAAGGGUGGGUUCACUCUACGUUUGUAGUAUACGGGUGCCGGAUCCGGUUGGAAGGAGCGUAAACUGUCCGCUCCCAUACCCCAGCUG
This is a messenger RNA of Hyla sarda, 1961 nucleotides long. RefSeq names its product manganese-dependent ADP-ribose/CDP-alcohol diphosphatase-like. The coding region runs from base 311 to 1378 and encodes 355 amino acids. Lineage: Eukaryota; Metazoa; Chordata; Amphibia; Anura; Hylidae. Gene Ontology annotation, molecular function: ADP-ribose diphosphatase activity; 2',3'-cyclic-nucleotide 2'-phosphodiesterase activity; manganese ion binding. The transcript is spliced from 4 exons. The record is from RefSeq and is a predicted model, not a curated record.